AUGGCGGCACGUAAACUCUCGUAUAACUUGAAAGACAUCACUUUUGCACAUUACAGUGACUCUUGGGGAGAGAAUCGUAAAGUUUCGAUGGUGGAGCUUUUGAACUUCAAAAAGCUUCAAUCUUUUAAGUUCGUAAGAGAGGAAGAGAUGGAUUUCGUGGUGAAGAAGAUAUCCAAUUCGGCUUUGGAACAAUCUCCCGUGGCCGUUGAUCUAAGCCAGACUUUUAUGUGUCUCGUCGCCACCAUCUUAUGCAGAUCAGCGUUAGGACAGAACUUGCACACGAACAAGUUUUUUGACGAGAAGAAAAUCGCAAAGCUUGUUGUACAAGGCUCCCUAGCCACAUGUCAUUUUGGUUUCUCUGAUUUCUUUCCUGGCAAAUUAGGAAACUUUGCAGAUUGGUUGUUCCAAAGGAAAAAAGGACUACUAAAGAGAACGUUUAAGGAGCUUGAUGAUUUUUACCAACAUGUGAUUGAUGAUCACUUGAAGUCAUUAGAUGGACCGAAAAGUACAGAUCCUUCUGCCGAUAUCGUUACCGGGAUGCUGGAUUUGGUUGAUAAAAAUGGAACUACUGAUAUGGAUCAAGUCAAAGGAGUACUCAUGAAUAUUUUUCUAGGAGGGAUAGAUACAAUUGCCAUAAUUCUGAUCUGGGCAAUGACAGAACUCAUUAGAAACCCAAGAGUGAUGAAGAAAGCACAAGAAGAGAUUCGAGCUGUCCUCGGAGGUAAAAGAGAGAAGAUCACUGAAGAAGACCUAGAGAAAGUUGAAUACUUGAAGCUCAUAGUCAAGGAAACAUUAAGAUUGCAUCCAUCAGUUCCAUCUAUACCUAGAGAAUCAAUGUCUCAACUAACGAUCCAAGGCUAUGAUAUCCCUGCAAAAACGUGGAUGUACAUCAACGUAUGGGCGAUUGGACGAGACCCCAAGAUUUGGGAAAACCCUGAAGAAUUCAUUCCUGAGCGGUUCAAGAAAGAACCUCUCCUCCUUGUUCCCGUUAAACACCACUAA
This is a messenger RNA of Camelina sativa (false flax), 1002 nucleotides long. Its product is annotated as cytochrome P450 71B2-like. Gene Ontology annotation, molecular function: monooxygenase activity; oxidoreductase activity, acting on paired donors, with incorporation or reduction of molecular oxygen; heme binding. The record is from RefSeq and is a predicted model, not a curated record. Lineage: Eukaryota; Viridiplantae; Streptophyta; Magnoliopsida; Brassicales; Brassicaceae.